UAAAGAGUGAAGAAGUGUGAUUUGGUGACAAUUUUCCCACUAAAUUUCUGUAAUUUUGAUGUGCCAACUGCUACCACUACCACCAAAUAAUGCCCCUCCUCACACUUAGGCCCUUCAUCUUCUUCCGCAUCACAAGGGCAUUUUCAUCAAUGGCCACCUCCGUCACCUCCUCCAUCGCUGUCAGCCCCACCGUAACCACCAAAGCCCGCCUGCGAGGCGUGGUGUUCGACAUGGACGGCACAUUAACGGUUCCCGUAAUCGACUUCCAGGCAAUGUAUAGGGCAGUGUUAGGCAAAGAGGAGUAUGUGAAAAUAAAGUCGGAAAAUCCAUCUGGGAUUGAUAUUUUGCACCACAUUGAGACAUGGAGCCCCGAUAAGCAGAAACAGGCUUACCAAAUUAUUGCGGAUUUUGAGAAACAGGGCUCGGAUCGCCUCCAAAGUGCUUCAGAACUUUGUGAAUUUCUUGAUUCGAGGAAUAUCAAAAGAGGAUUAAUCACGAGAAAUGUCAAGGAAGCAGUUGAUUUGUUUCAUCUACGCUUUGGUAUGAUGUUUUCUCCUGCAUUAAGCAGGGAGUUUCGGCCUUACAAACCAGACCCGGCUCCCUUGCUACAUAUCUGUUCAAAUUGGGGAGUGCAGCCUGGUGAGGUUAUGAUGAUUGGAGAUAGUCUUAAGGAUGAUGUGGCCUGUGGGAAAAGGGCAGGAGCUUUUACUUGUUUGCUCGAUGAAACAGGACGGUACAAUUCUCCUGAAUACCAGAGCGUGGAAUUCAAACCAGAUUACAAAGUAUCUUCCCUUGUUGAAGUUCAUUCACUCCUGCAAAAUCAUUUCAACCUGACUCCUUGAUUCCAACACUGGGACUUGGGAUGAAGUGCUGACAUGUUGAACUCAUAUACACAGUGCAGUCAUCAACAAGCAUUUAUGUCAUUAGGGAACUCCGCUCACCAAUAAAAGAUGGAACAUAUAGAACGAAGAAAUUGAAGAUGCAGAUGUGUAUCUAUAAUGGAGAAGACGAAAACCAGCGAUGAACCAUGGCCAGACACUCCACCGGUUUGCAUUCUGGAGCUGUGUGGCCGGCACCCUGCAGCAACGAUAUUCAUCGAAUUUCAGAUCAGGAUUUUACAUGCCUGCUUUACUUAUUCUUGAACUUAAUGUGACUGUUGGUGUUGAGAUUCUACCUUUAUCGUUGCGAAAGUAAGAUGAAAUUCAUCUCUCUUGUACCUCUUUGUGAAUCUACACAGGACAAAUAUUUGUAGCGCCAUUGACAGAUAUAUAUCAGC
Molecule: messenger RNA, 1276 nt
Organism: Sesamum indicum (sesame)
Lineage: Eukaryota; Viridiplantae; Streptophyta; Magnoliopsida; Lamiales; Pedaliaceae
Source: RefSeq, a predicted model, not a curated record